AUGGAACAAAAUAUAUUUCCCUAUACUUUAGACCAUGCUUUACAAGUUAAUACAUAUAUAUCAUUAAUUGAUGAAGAUUUAUUAUAUGAUAUAUAUCAAUUUGGUAUAUUAACACCAUGGUCUCUAUUAACAACAUUUAUUUAUACAAAUACAAAAUAUUUUAAUUUAAAAACUGUUGAAUCACAUAUGGCUAUAGGAUUUGCAAAUUUUGGUCCUGAACAAAUAGGUGGUACAACUGACGUUCUUUAUUUACAUCCAAUUAGUGAACAAAUUCCUGAAAAUUCACUUUGGUUUUCACAUGAACCAUUAUCAUCAACAAUAAUCGAUCAAAUUCUUAAUCAUCUUAACCUUCUACCUGAUUUUUAUACUCAAACAAAACCGGUUGAAACAGGUCCAACAUCAUCAACUGGCCAAAUUAAUUCAGCAACAUCAAAACAUUAG
This is a messenger RNA of Rotaria socialis, 441 nucleotides long. The record is from the annotation of a GenBank genome assembly. Lineage: Eukaryota; Metazoa; Rotifera; Eurotatoria; Philodinida; Philodinidae.